GGCACCUUCCAGGAGCCUUCCGGCGACGGGGCCGACAUCCUGGUGGAGUUCAGCCGCGCCUUCCACCAGGACGGGUACCCCUUCGACGGGCCCGGCAGCACCCUGGCCCACGCCUUCUUCCCCGGCGAGCACCCCAUCUCCGGGGACACCCACUUCGACGACGAGGAGACCUGGGUCUACGACCCCCGUGCCACGGCGCCAGGAGCCGGCACGGAUCUCUUCGCCGUGGCCGUGCACGAGUUCGGCCACGCCCUGGGACUGGCCCAUUCCUCCACCAAAGAGUCCAUCAUGAUGCCCUAUUACCAGGGCCCCGUGGGGCAGCCCCACCUCUACCAGCUGCCCCCCGAUGACGCCCUGGAUCUCUUCGCCGUGGCCGUGCACGAGUUCGGCCACGCCCUGGGACUGGCCCAUUCCUCCACCAAAGAGUCCAUCAUGAUGCCCCGCCUGCCCGCCCCCGCCCGCUGCCAGGCCCACUUCGAUGCCAUCGCCAACAUCCGCGGGGAGGUUUUCUUCUUCAAGAAGAAGCAUUUCUGGAGGAUGCAGAUAGCCCGUAACCUGGUCUCCCUAGAGCCAGCUCAGACCCAGCGAUUCUGGAUGGGGCUCCCCACAGAUUUUGGGGCAAUCGAUGCUGUCUACGAGAGGAGUAAUGACAGCAAGAUCAUCUUCUUCAUCGGUGAGGGAGGAGACCCCCCAGCCCUGCCCCACAUAAUCCUUCAGCGCGGAGACCCCUCCCAGCCUGACCCCAUAGCCCCUGCAGCCUGCUCCACUUCCGCCCCCCUUCCCCCCAGGGCUGCAUUGCCACCUUCCCUCUCCAGCACAGGCUCUGGGUCCAGCAUGGGGCUCUUGGCGUGUCACCAGCAGCACCCUGAGGUGCCCUGCCUCAGUUUCCCCUGCCAUGCCGCAGAGCGAGCGUGCCAAGAGGCAAGCCCGUUUCCAGGUCCUGGCUGCGAGGCAGCGGCGGGUGCGUUCCUGGGGGCCGCAGCGGGCGAGUUUCGCCUGGGGGCACGGACCCCGACUCAGCCCUUUGGGCCGGGGGGGACCCCGCACUACUCCUCCCCUGCCGCCUGCCCACAUCUCUCCCCCACGCCCUGA
Pelodiscus sinensis (Chinese soft-shelled turtle) is the source of this 1092-nucleotide messenger RNA. The record is from RefSeq and is a predicted model, not a curated record. NCBI's taxonomy places the organism in Eukaryota, Metazoa, Chordata, Testudines, Trionychidae.